AUGGCGAUACUAGACCACCAACGCUCGGUAGCCGACGAGAAGCAUGAACAAGUGCAGCGCGAAUACCUUGAGCAAGACGAAAGCCCGGAAACUAUCGAGAAUAAGAAAAAGGAGGAUGCGCUGAGGCGAAAGCUGGAUUGCUUUGUUGCACCAGUCAUGAUGAUGUUGAUGCUCAUCAGCUAUUUGGACCGUGGAAAUAUCGGGUUUGCUGCCACACAGGGUAUGACGACCGAUAUCGGAUUGAAGGGAAGCGAAUUGAACACUGCUGUAUCGGUAUUCUACAUCUUCUACAUCCUCGCAGAAUUUCCAACUUCGCUGCUCGUCAAACGGCUACAGUUCAACAGGGUUAUCCCCACGAUCACCUUCUGUUGGGGCGUUACAUGUCUUUGCACGGGCUUUGUGCAAAACUUCGCCGGUCUAGUCACCACGCGCAUCUUCCUAGGUUUCUUCGAAGGUUGCCUGUUUCCAUCAAUGACGUUGUUCUUGUGCAAUUGGUACACUAGAGAAGAGUUGGGUAUCCGAAUCGCGUAUCUCUUCAUAGCAUCAGCACUUUCGGGAGCCUUCGGUGGCCUCAUCGCAUUUGGCAUUCUCUAUAUGAACGGAGUGGCUGGGUGGUCGGGAUGGAGGUGGCUGUAUGUUAUAGAGGGUAUCAUCACUGUGAUAUGGGCAUUCUGUUGCAUCUUCCUCGUCCCGAAAUCCUUCGAGACUGCGUACUUCCUCAAUGACGACGAGAAGACACUUAUGCGCCAGCGCGCACAUCGCACACAAGCAUACUCUGACUCUGAGGGCUCUGGACACUAUGGGAAAGAUGAUAUCAAGGAAGCAGCGAAGGACAUCAAAAGCUGGGUACAUGGAGUAAUUCAGAUCGCGGUCGUGACCAUUCUGUACGGGUUUGGCACGUUCUUGCCCAUCAUCAUCAGGAAUGGGUUCAAUUUCUCUACGAAACAGGCGCAAUAUCUCGUCAUUCCCGUCAACAUCUGGGGAGCAAUCGUCUACGCUAUUGGCGCAUACCUAUCGGAUCGCUACCAGACACGGUUUCUACCAUUAAUUCUGAUGGCGCCUGUAGGCAUUGCGGGUUAUGCGAUUUUACUUUCUCCCGUUAGUCCUUACGUCCAAUACUUUGCCACCUACCUUAUCGCGACUGCUUGUUUCCUUUGCACCGGCGGAAAUAUCACCUGGCUAUCUGCAAACUGCGCACCCGAUGGCAAACGCGCCGCAUCUUUGGGUAUCCUGCUCACCCUUACCAAUAUCGGUGGUGUGGUAUCCGGCCAAAUCUACCAAAGCCACGCAGCUCCGAAGUAUACUCUAGGUCAUGCGUGGAGUUUAGGUUGUUUGGCAUUUGCUUGGUGCGGAUGGUGGAUUAUCAGGGCGAUAUACAAGAGGAGAGAGAAGAGGAAGGAUGUCAAACUUGCACAUGGAUAUAAUAUGCCUGCUGGACAGCAAUAUACGGAUCGCGAACCGGACUUUAGAUACCAGAUAUAG
This is a messenger RNA of Alternaria atra, 1482 nucleotides long. RefSeq lists its product as uncharacterized. Gene Ontology annotation, cellular component: membrane. The transcript has 5 exons. The coding region runs from base 1 to 1482 and encodes 493 amino acids. NCBI's taxonomy places the organism in Eukaryota, Fungi, Ascomycota, Dothideomycetes, Pleosporales, Pleosporaceae. Gene Ontology annotation, biological process: transmembrane transport. Gene Ontology annotation, molecular function: transmembrane transporter activity. The record is from RefSeq and is a predicted model, not a curated record.